CAGAAAAGUUAUCCUGCCCUUAGUACCUCACGCAACUGGCGCCACUGUUCAGGAGCUUGUGAGGCGACGCAUCGUACUCUCUUCCUCAUUUUGAUCCUUCAUAGUGGGUGGCCUCCCUGCCUGACGCCGGAGCGUGCUGUCCAUACCCGCGUGUGACUUCGUUACGAUGUCUUCCACCAUCCCGGACCCAGAGACAUGCACUUACCUCUACAAAAUCUUGACGCCAGCAGAGUCCGAUAGCUUGCCAGAAACCGCCUGGCAUGGCACCCCUCUCGAUGUAAAAGACGAGUUCAUCCACCUCUCCAACGCGCACCAGCUCGUAGCGGUCUUACAGAAGUGGUUCUCCAAAACCUUUGUACCCGUCGACACGCUUUACUUGCAUGUCCUGCCGCGCUCAGCCAUCCGGCGAGACCAGACACUCCAAUUCGACUCCGUCGGGGACACCAAAUUCGGGCACAUCUACGGUGAGAUAGAUCCAAAGACGCAGUUUGAAAAGCGUAUAGAGAUUCACCGCAAGUCGGACGGUAGCUGGGGAAUUCCGGAGCUGCCCUUUUGAUGUAUGUACAGCACGGAAAGAAAGGAAGAAUGCAU
Messenger RNA from Tilletiaria anomala UBC 951, 591 nucleotides. RefSeq lists its product as uncharacterized. The transcript is spliced from 3 exons. The coding region runs from base 167 to 556 and encodes 129 amino acids. Lineage: Eukaryota; Fungi; Basidiomycota; Exobasidiomycetes; Georgefischeriales; Tilletiariaceae. The record is from RefSeq and is a predicted model, not a curated record.